AUGGCAUACAAUCACGCGGCGCCAUCCCAGACUCUGGAGCCGGACAUCUCACUUGGCGCCGGGCCGAGCCGUUUGCAGAUCGAGCCAUUUGGAGACAGUCCCCAACCCGAGUUUGACUUGCAAAACGGCGCGAUGCUUUCCGGCGGCCCUGCACACUUCGGGAUUGCCAGCCAGAAGCACAUGCGUAGUUUUAGCAAGACGUGUGGCGAAUGCCGCCGGAAGCAUUUGCGCUGUGACUAUUGCGCGCGGGAAGACGAAGCUGCUGCGCUGGCAGUCAAGAACGGCACCUCGCUCCCAAACGUGCGCUGUUCGCGAUGUGCGCACCGUAACAUCGAAUGCGUACAGGUGAAUUCGUCCAUGUCGCGCUACUUUCCACGGCCUAGCCGCACUGGCCGGCGCAUCGAGCUGGGCCGACAGCUGCAUGGCUAUCAGGUAUACCCCGACAAGGAGAGCAACGGAGAGACAUGCACCCAAGACGCCUUGGCGCUGUCCUGGCCGCGAAUUUACCUGCGCAUGCUGCUUUAUUUUUUUUCCUUUACACAUACCUACCUUCCUGUUGUGCACUACGACCGGUUUGUCAAAGCGUUCAACCGCUCCUACGGCGAUACCCACAUGAUGUCGAUUUACUACAACCAAGAUACAAGCGCAGCGCCCUACGGGCCACUUUUACAGGACGAAAUUUCGGGCGACGUUUUAUCUGAAUCGACACCAGAGACGAUGGAGAUGAUGAUUGUCGUGAUGCUCGCGUCGGCAGCGCACCACGUCGAUCUUCCUUUUGAAUCGCUGGACUUUUCCAUCUUUAACAAAAUGGGUCGCGUCUCGCUCGUAGAUGCCAUCCUCAACGACUCCGUCCUUGGUUAUUGCCGCAAGCCCCAAGAAGCGAUGAACGGAUACGGCAAGCAGCGCCAAAAACGGCGGCAGGGCGUGGCGUGCGAUACGUGCCGCUUGCGCCGCGUGCGCUGCGACUUGAUGGAGCAGCCGCCCGGCAGCAAGGCAUGCUCGCGGUGCCGCGUCAAGCGCAUUGUAUGCACGGACCGCUACAUCCAGUGGAAACGGCAGCGGGGCAUGCAAAAGCAUGCAAGUGCAGCGCCGGGUGAUUUUCGCGCGCUGCCCGCGUCUGUAACAAAUUUGCAGCUUCUUCCUAGCUACUGGGAGUUUGAGUUUACAGAGCACUACAUGCCUGCGCGCCUGCACCUGUCCCAGCAAGAGAUUCUUGAGCAGGGCGUCGUUCGCGAGCAAGCGUGCAACCUGCUAAUUAACCGCGCCUUGCUCCUCGUCCACAAAUACAACCUGCUGCAUGUGCGCAACAUGCAAACGGUACGCUCUCUUUUGCUGCUGUCCAACUUGCUGGACUAUUCACGACCGCGAAUGUCGUAUGAGUCGCAGCGCAUUGCAAUACUCCAUCUGCAAGCGCUCUGCACGCCCGUUUGGCUCGACUUGAGCGCGUGGGAAACCGGCGGCGCGAGCCGCGCAACGACCCAGCUUUUUCGCGAGAAAUCACAGGUUAUUGGGUGGACGCGCGACGCGAUUUUUAAUGUCACGCACAAGCAACGACCGGAAAUGGCCCCGGAUUGGUUUUCGCUCGGGGUGCAGGAAGGGGGAAAGUGGACGGAGCUGGGAGCAAAGGACUUGGACACCUACCUGCACUCUGACACGCCUAUUGAAGUAGCCGCCUUUUUCUUUUUUGUGCUGCACGCAAUGAUGGGAAAGUAUGCGCACGCACUGUACCGCAAUAUCAUGGCGCCGCUUGCGCAGAAGCGUGCAUUGAGUGCGGCGGAAGUCGACGCGAUUGUCCAGGCAUGCCUCGCGCUUUGGAGCGACCUGCACCUGGUCGAAAAAUCGCUGCGCUUUUCCGCGCUGCACGGCGCAUCCUUCUUCCACGCGAUGCCGACCAUCAACCCUAUUCUGUGGAUCUUGUCGUCCUACUUCCUUCUUUUUCUGCUGUACCAGGCCCUGUUUAGACAGCUGCGCGAUUGGUUCGCUUCUGCCUCCUCGCUCUUUUCGCGCACAGACGACGUCGAUCCCGAGAUUGUCCGGCGUCUCUUGCAGAUGAGCCAGGACCGCCUCUUGGGCAUCUGCCGCGUGGUUGCGUGCCUGGUGCGCAACGUCAAGGAAACGGGGGUUUUGUUCCACGCGACGCCCGUGACAAGGCAGCUGUUCCGCGUCGCGCAGAUGCUUGCGCGUACAGAUCCGAUCGAGUCUGUCCAAGCGGCGGCAGAGCACGUCGCAGAGCGCAGCGAGUCGCUGGACGGUGCUUCGAGCGUGCACGCAUUGCUGAACCCCAUUGGCACUUGCGCAUCGCCGCGCGCACAAGAAGAUGCUCGGCCGCAGACGCAGGCGACCAAGGAAAUCGCCGCGCAGAUGGACAAGGUCGUAAAUCUCCCGCUCUCGAGCGAGCUGUUAUCCUACACGGCAGAAGCCAAGCGCGCCGAGAUCGCAUGGUGCAUCGAGGGGCUGGGGCAGAUUGGGUUUGCGUUUGCAGGCGUCGAGCCCGAGAUCCGGCGGGUGGUGGAUAUUGUGCAGGCGCGGUAUUAG
Molecule: messenger RNA, 2535 nt
Organism: Malassezia vespertilionis
Lineage: Eukaryota; Fungi; Basidiomycota; Malasseziomycetes; Malasseziales; Malasseziaceae
Exons: 1
Coding region: 1-2535 (844 amino acids)
Biological process (GO): regulation of DNA-templated transcription
Molecular function (GO): zinc ion binding; DNA-binding transcription factor activity, RNA polymerase II-specific
Source: RefSeq, a predicted model, not a curated record